UCGGUUCCAUGGAAUCUGCCCGUCUCGCUUCUUUCUCCCCUCUACGUCACGCAUAGCAUUGCCAAUCCCUCUCUAGCUGGCUUUUCCAUUCAGUCCUCGGGUCGCCAUAUUAAAGCUGGCAAAAAAUGUCGAUGUUUUCGACAUGGAACCAUUAGAAUUUAGGAUCUACAAACGGUAGAACUCUUUUUUUUCUGUGACAGUUUGGUGAUAUCCCUCCUGAAGAACCUGUUAUUAUCCCAGAAAAGCCCAGGAAAAACUAGAAACCAAGAUGGUCGCCAUACCCCAUGAAGAACAUCAUGCUGCCAUCUCCCCGAUUGCCAUUACUGGCAUUGUCUUCGGCUGUUUUGUGUUCCUUGGUGCAAUGACGGCCAUGGCGUACAAAUGCUACCGUCGCCGCGUCAUGCAGAACGCCCAGAACCGCCUCUCAUCCGCCAUCAAGAAGGGACUCCAAGAAAGCAACUCUGGAAGCUUCAAGAAGAGCAUGUCAGUCCGGAACACCACCAAGGUCAUGAAGUCAAAGGGCACAAGUCCAAUCACACCCCCUGGCGGAGAGGCCAACCUAGACCGCAUCCCUAUGAUGGGUUUCUCUUCCGGGUCGUCCCCAGACCAGGCUCACUGCGUCAAGGCGGAAAUGCACAUCGAGCAAGAAAAAGAUGGCGCCACUCCCGAAAAGGAAGACGCUCUCCGAGAACGCGCAGUUAUCUCCCCGGAGAGACCGACCAAGCUGGGCAACCUGACCUUUUCGGUGUCCCACGACGAGCAGAAGUGCGCGCUGAUGGUGACCAUCGUCAAGGCCGACGAGCUUCCCCCGCGAGACCCCAGCCUCGGUGGCUGCGACCCAUACGUGAAGCUGCAGCUGCUGCCUGAGAAGAAGCACAAGUGCAAGACCAGAGUACUCCGCAAGACGCUGUCGCCGACCUAUGACGAAACGUUCACCUUCUACGGAGUGACGGGCAAUCAGAUCCCAGCCACGACCCUGCAUUUCGUCGUCCUCAGCUUUGACCGCUUCUCUCGGGACGAGAUCAUCGGAGAGGUCAUCUACCCGCUCUCUGACCCGGAUGUGGAGAAGAAGGACGACGCUAUUACGCGGGAGAUUACUCCACGACAUCUCAAGAUCCAUACGUGAAGAUCUAUCUACUCUACAACGGACAAAGGAUUGCUAAGAAGAAAACUCACGUCAAGAAGAGGACCCUCAACCCAGUUUUCAAUGAAUCGUUCCUAUUUGACGUGCCAUACAAUGAGGGAUUACAGAACAUCUCCCUGGAGCUGCUUGUGCUGGACUGGGAUCGAAUGACGAAGAAUGAGGUCGUGGGUCGUCUGGAGAUCGGCUCCAAAUGUGAGGGUCAAGAAGCCAGCCACUGGAGCGAGGUCAUCAACUGCCCCCGUAAACAGAUUGCCGAGUGGCAUAAACUGCAGGACUAAAUGCCUGGUCCCGUCAAGUCAAGUCUCCGUGGCACCACAAAUCACAAACAAUGGCACAGGCUGGUCAAAGAAAGGUCUCAAAACACUCUCGGUUAAGGUUAGAGAAUCGACAGCUAUGUCUAAACUCAAACAGAAUUGAGCGAAGAAGGGUGAUAAAGGGCUAAUGCAUUAAUUUUAAUUCUGCUUCUCAUGCGCUUUUCCUAUACAUCAACGCUAUUUCCAAGCUCACCGUUUUGCACAAUGCUUCAGGGAGCUUUACUUUGUUUCUUUCAAAUCAACAGAAGCAGCUUGCAAUAGUUCAUCAAUGAAUAAUUAGAAAACAAACGUUGUAUCAACCGCAGCACCAGCCUGCACUAACAACAAAUGAACAUACAAAUGUAUAUUUACAGUAGUACAACAACGCCAAGAACAAGAAUAUUAUAAAAACAACCCCAAUAAACAAGCCCAACUCUGCAUAAUCAUUUGAAUUUAUGUCCCUGUUGCUUCCAGCUCCUUUCAACCUCGCUGUAAGGAGUUGAAAGAAUUUUAUCAUUUAAUCUGAUGAUUGUUUAUCUCGUGAGCAAGGUAUACACAUGCUCAAUGCAUUUUAUAAGUUUAUGGUUCAUUGUGAACUGUUUCUCUGGCUUAAGGGUGACAACAUCGUGGUAAUACAAACUCAGAAAACAUUUAAUAUUUACUUCCUGUUUCCGACUUCUGUGGAAGAGUUUAAGAAAGAAUAAAGUAUAGAUUUUUAAAAAAAAUCAACAAUGAAGUAAUUUAGUUUACAAAACGUAUGUCGUAUAUAUUUCAAUCGUAAUGAAAGUCACCACUGACUCUUCCAGUACAAAGCUUACUUAAAAUGUAUGUCAGCACUGGUAAUCCCUUCAGCUAUCCAUAUGACAGACCUGUAUCUCAAUUACUGGUGACUUGACUACCCGUGAAAAUAUCUUUAGGUAAAGUGUAUCUGAAAUAUGAAAACAUUUUUUGAGUAAAUAUCCCUGCACUUAUAAUUACCUUAUUGUGGAAAAAUGUAAGCAAGUUUUUCAAAGAAUAAUCAACAAAGGAAUUUGUUUUAAAGAAUGAAAAGUCCUUUAUGGAUGUGAACGUUUCAGACCCGUGUAUUGUAUGGUGUAAUGUUCUCAUUCUAUAGUGUUUCGUGCAGUACACGCGUUAGUGAUCAAUGUUGUAGUACGCCAUCUGUUCAUUCAUUGAUCCGAAAGUACCACACAUCAAUAUUUUAUAUUCAUCUUUCUUUCGCAGAAGGGUCAUAUUUUUUUUCGAGCUCAUGUUCAGAUAAGUACUGAAACUUCUUCAGGUCAAGUUCCCCCCCCCCCCUUUUGUUGUGGACUCAAUCAUACUUCAGUACAAAGUCAGCAGUAGGCCUUUGUUCACCUUUUGAUAUAUUGGUGGGACGUGUAUUUCAAUUUUCGACAUUGUGAAACAUUAUGUUAAUAUGAAGCUUACCUAACAAAGACAAUUUUUCAUGUAAGUGGGUACCUGAAGCUAGGGUGUUUUUUUCUCAAGAAAAGUUUCAAAACGUUCUUUUGCUACGCUUCAUAUUUUCCUAUACCGGAGGUCGCAAUAAUAUCGUCAACUCAUUUUUUUUCAUUUGUUGUUUGAGCAAUCAACAAAAUAUCAUCUUUUUUUCUUCUGUCAUUUCACUAUCAUAAUAUCAUGUCUCAUCAAACGGCUGUGCUUUGUAUAUAUAUAAUUUAUGUAUUCCCCCAUUACUUCAUAUAUAAUAAUAAUAAUAAUAAUAAUAAGCUUGAUAUGUAUGUACAAUAUUAUUGUUGAAACUUGUAGUCAGUUUUUUGAGGUGGUCUUUUUCUUGUCUGAAACAAGCCAGAAUCCACUGGGUGUUGACCAGUAAGUAAGGUCUUAGGUAUUUCAGAACACCUGUACUGGGUAGAUUAACCCCUUCCUGCCCCCUCCCCUAUCUCCUUUCUUCCUCCCUUUUUUAAAGAAAAAGAAGUAUCCCCUUUAAGCUCAAUUGCACCAGAACUUAUUUUUAAAGAAUGGCAAAUUAAGAGCCGUUCUUAACAUCCUCCUACCUUUCGAAUCGAACUUCCCCUGUGGUACAAGGGAAAUUAUUGCACCCCCCCCCCCCAGCCCCCAAACCCAGGCAACAACCGCUUAAUAUUCAAUUGAAUGUAGAAGAAUGAUUUACUGCAGAUUUGCUUUAAGCUGACAAAGCACUCAAGCUAUGAGAAAAACCUCUUGGGAGAAAUGUCAAGCUAACAUUAAGACCCGCCCUCCUAAAAAGGAUUGGCCCUGGAAAGAGAGGGUAGGUGUGCACUAACACGGUGUGUUUCAGACACCGCAGGACUACUCUGAAUCUGAAAACCGACUCCUCCCUUUAAAAAAACCCCUCCCCUCUUCCUGAAACACGGCAGUCUCAUGUCCACCAAAUCAUACUCAUACAAAAUUUUCCUCAAGCCAUCCCCAGCUAAUCGUUUCUGGUACUAAAUUCUGUGUCGCAUUUUUUGUUCAACAUAGUAUACCCUUAGAAAACAUAAAAGCGAGAUGUUUGGCAACACUUUUUUUUAAGGAACAUACAGCAGAGAACUCUCGUUUUUCUCAUAACGAUCAUAACGUUUAUGUGUACGAUAAUACCGUGUCUAUAGACGCCUGAUCCCAUCAUAUUAUAUAUUUUGUUGGCCACACACGAACUCGAAACUCCUUCCUUUGAACUUUGCGAGACCUCAUGACUCAUAAUAUUGACUCACCAUUCCACCGACACUCAGUUUCAAUGUUUCAUGUACAUUUAUUAUGUAUGGUUUGUCAUAAACUAUGUUAAUUAGUGUCAAGAUAAUCAACAUGGGAAAAGUCUCUGGAGGUUUUUGUACCCUGCUUCAAAUUCACUUUGGCUGCAUAUCUUUCACAGCUAGCCUUCCUACAAUGAUAACCUUUCCACAGCUGCUCCACAUAACAUGCAGUGUUGAUAUGGCUCAUAUUUUCAUUCAGCUUUUAGUUGGAUUUAGUGCUGGAUCACAAAGCCUGUGUUGUCUAAUUGGAAAUGGUUUUUGGAAGAAGAAAAAAAGCCUAAACUGUAAAUUGUUGCUAACAGAAAAGACAAAAUUCACGAAUUUUGCAUUCUUUAAGUAAUAACGUAUUUGAACGAAAAGAUAACAUACUUUGCCAAAUACAUCGUUAGAUAAGGUCCAUUAUAAUGGUAAUAUUGGCAAUAAAGUUACAAAGCCUGUUGCCAAAUCAAUUUUAGAAUACAAUAUUACGUGAGGAUUCUGUGGAGACUUUUCUCAUAACCAAUGAUGUUGUCUUGUAUUUGUGUACUGUUAGUUCCGUGAUUGUGUCUGUUCGAUCAAUGGAAACGAUACUACGACAAAAAAUAGGGAACGUUUCAGAUAGCCACACUGAUACCCUAUGAGUGUGGUGAAGGUUUGGAUGCAUUGAAGUAUUUUGAACAACUAAAGAAACUAGAAAGGUAAAAUCUACACAAUAUGCAGGAGAUUCAUCAGACUGGAUUGUAGAUUUAAAACUGGGGAAGUAAUAUUAUUGCGUCACGAAAUAAACAGAGAAUAAAUAGAACCUCUAAAUGAUAAAUUAAACUGUUUUUAGUUUUGGGCAUUGUUAGGCUUCAACAAAGUUCUAAAUUCUAUCUUUGUUCUAAUUUCUGCUUAGGCAAUACCAAGGCAGUCUGAAGAGUGAAAGGUGUACGUCUAAAUGUCUGCUGUCAAUUUCGACAUGAAUGAAAGAUUGAAAAUUGUAUGAUGGCAUUGAAAGAAAGAAAACAGGGAGCUUUAUUAACAAAUUCACACCACUUAGAUCAAUUUAAAGCCUUAGAAAAUAGCAGGCCAGAACCCCCCCCCCCCCCAGAAAGCUAAGUUCAUAUAAUAGGCAAUACGUUGUUGUUUUUUCUCAUUUAGACGCCCUACAUUAAAGAAAAUAACACCGUUUUACGUAUGUAGCCUACAUUACACUUGACAACCACUAACGAUGCAAGCUGGAAAACGUUAAGAUUUUUAUGUAGACAAGAUUUAGAAAUUCACAGUUUAUAGAUUUGCCCAGCAUUUCUUGUGAAAUCCUUGAAGAGAUUAAUAAAGGAAGGGUUAUCAGAUA
This is a messenger RNA of Aplysia californica (California sea hare), 5478 nucleotides long. RefSeq names its product synaptotagmin-4. Gene Ontology annotation, molecular function: phosphatidylserine binding; clathrin binding; calcium ion binding. The record is from RefSeq and is a predicted model, not a curated record. NCBI's taxonomy places the organism in Eukaryota, Metazoa, Mollusca, Gastropoda, Aplysiida, Aplysiidae. Gene Ontology annotation, cellular component: axon; membrane; synapse. Gene Ontology annotation, biological process: regulation of calcium ion-dependent exocytosis; cellular response to calcium ion; vesicle fusion.